CCUGUGCCAUGGGAGUCUGAGCUGCAGCAAUGACACAGGACAACUUCUCCCAGGUGACUGAAUUCAUCCUCCUGGGGCUCUCUGACACACAGGAGCUGCAAUUCCUCUUCUUCACCCUCUUCCUCCUAGCCUACGCCAUGGUCCUGCUGGGCAACCUCCUCAUCAUCGUGACAGUCAGGGCUGACCCCAAGCUCUCCUCGCCCAUGUACUUCCUCCUCUGCAAUCUGUCCUUCAUUGAUAUCUGCUACACCUCUGUCACUGCUCCCAGGGUGCUGGUGGCCCUGCUCUCAGGACACAAAGCCAUUGCCUUUGAGGGCUGCAUAACCCAGCUGUUUUUCCUGCACUUUGUGGGUUCCUCGGAGAUGUUCCUCCUGACGGUGAUGGCGUUUGACCGCUACACCGCCAUCUGCAGGCCCCUACACUACACGGCCAUCAUGGCCCGCAGGGCCUGCUGGGCCCUGGUUGCUGCCUGCUGGGUUGGGGGCUUUAUCCAUUCCAUUGUCCAGACCGUGCUCACACUCCAGCUGCCCUUCUGUGGCCCCAACAUGAUCCACAGCUAUUUCUGUGACAUGCUACCCGUCGUCCGCCUGGCCUGCACUGACACCACCCUCACCGAGUGGCUCAUGGCCUCCAACAGCGGCCUCAUAUCCCUGGGCUGCUUCCUGGUGCUGGUGGCCUCCUACAUGCUCAUCCUGGCCAAGGUUCGGGCCUGCCUCUACCAGGGGCACUGGAAGGCCCUUUCCACCUGCGCCUCACACGUCAUGGUCGUCACCCUGCUCUUCAUGCCCUGCAUCUUCACCUACCUGCGGCCUGCUGGGACCUUGCCCACCAACAAGUAUAUCUGUGUCAUCUACACAACCUUCUCACCCAUGAUGAACCCCCUCAUCUACACCCUGAGGAGCAGUGAGGUGAAGGAAUCCAUGUGGAGACUGUGGAAGCGCUGCAGAGCCUCCUGA
Pseudopodoces humilis (Tibetan ground-tit) is the source of this 956-nucleotide messenger RNA. RefSeq names its product olfactory receptor 4D5-like. Gene Ontology annotation, biological process: G protein-coupled receptor signaling pathway. The record is from RefSeq and is a predicted model, not a curated record. NCBI's taxonomy places the organism in Eukaryota, Metazoa, Chordata, Aves, Passeriformes, Paridae. Gene Ontology annotation, cellular component: membrane. Gene Ontology annotation, molecular function: olfactory receptor activity; G protein-coupled receptor activity.